AUGGAUGGGGCCUGCGUGGGUAGUAACCAAAUACGAUCAACGCGGACUCCUAACUUCCCUCCGGAUCGUUCAUGUGGUUCCUUUGGGGCCAACCCCGAAACGGUCCCUCACAUCCUUGCUAGUGGAACUACUAAAGAUGGCCUGAGACGCUCUGCGCAGGAGGCUCUUGUUGCUACUGGGUGA
Messenger RNA from Penicillium crustosum, 183 nucleotides. RefSeq lists its product as uncharacterized. Bases 1 to 183 code for a protein of 60 amino acids. NCBI's taxonomy places the organism in Eukaryota, Fungi, Ascomycota, Eurotiomycetes, Eurotiales, Aspergillaceae. The record is from RefSeq and is a predicted model, not a curated record. The transcript has a single exon.